AUGCCCGUCUCAGAAAAACGUGGAGACGAUUUGUAUAAUCAUGAUAUGUUUGUCCCUUUAACUCUUCCUGAAAAGACUGAUCAACCCACAGUUCGUAAAUAUACUUUAAAAUUAUCCCAAACUCAAUGGACCCCUGAUGGUUAUGGCCGUCCUGUUUACCUUGCCAAUAAUCAAUAUCCUGGGCCUAUCCUUCAAGCUUAUAAGGGUGAUAUCUUCUCUAUAACUGUUGAAAAUAAUCUUCCUGUUGAAACUAGUAUGCAUUGGCAUGGAAUGUUUCAAAGAGGAACUUCUUGGUUCGAUGGUGUACCUGGGGUUUCUCAAUGCACCAUUCCCCCGCAGUCCUCCUUAACUUAUGAAUUCAGUACAGAUGGACAAGUCGGAACUUAUUGGUGGCAUUCGCAUUACAUGGCUCAAUAUAUUGAUGGCUUAUUGGGUACUAUGAUCAUUCAUGAUCCUGAGGAUCCGUACUUGAAGGAUUAUGAUUGUGAUUAUGUUGUUACCUUAACUGAUUGGUAUCAUCAAACAUCUGCUGAAUUGUUUUCCCAGUUUUUGGCUCCAGGUUAUCAAGGAAGAAAUCCUGUACCCGAUUCUGGUCUUAUAAGUGGAAAAGGGCAAUAUGCUAAAAAAGAUUCCGAAUUGGCUGUUUAUAAAGUUCAGAAAGGAAAAAAAUAUAGAUUCAGAAUAAUUAAUACAAGUGCCGAGUCGUUCUACAUUUUCUCGAUCGAUGGCCAUAAAAUGAAAGUGAUUGAAGUUGAAGGCACUUAUGUAAAACCUUUCUAUGUUAAUCGACUUCCCCUUCAUAUAGCUCAACGAUACUCUGUAAUCGUUGAAGCCGAUCAAGAUGCUAAGGACUAUUGGAUACGUGCUACAUUGUCUCCAGAAUGUAUCCCUAAUGAUAAUAUGACUAUUAACCAUGACUCGGCAAUCAAUUAUAAUGUUACUGGCAUUCUUUCUUAUGAAGGUUUCAGUUCUGGUGGUAAAGGACCUGAUUCUGAACCAUUCACCGAUGAUGUUACUCCAUGCAGGAAUCUUGAUUCUAAAUUAAUAAAGCCUCUUAUUGACUGUCCGCCUAAGGAUGCUACUGAAACUGUUUCAUAUACCGUAUCAUUUGGUACUAACGACAUGAAAGUUGUUGAAGCUUUAAUAAACAAUUCAAGUUAUAUUCCAGAUUAUAACAACCCCACAACCUUGAAAAUUAUGGAUGAUGGAGCUGAUGUGAAAGAUUUUCCAAGAUCACAAAAUAUAGGAGAAUUGAAUGAUGACAAGGGUAUUGCUGAAAUCGUCGUGUGGAGAACCGAUUAUGACAAAGGUUCUUUAAAUACUGUUGACCCUCCUAUUCGUGACACUACUGUAGUUCCAGCUUGGGGUUGGUCAGUUAUACGCUUUGUCAUAGAUAACCCUGGUGUUUGGGUUUUCCAUUGUCACAUUGAAUGGCACAUUCAAAUUGGAAUGCUUGCACAAAUUGUCGAACUCCCUCAUAAAUUAAAAACUCAAAAAUUACCUAAUAGUAGUCACUAUUUAUGUA
Dentiscutata heterogama is the source of this 1525-nucleotide messenger RNA. Lineage: Eukaryota; Fungi; Glomeromycota; Glomeromycetes; Diversisporales; Gigasporaceae. The record is from the annotation of a GenBank genome assembly.